GGCACAACCUUAGGGGUAGUCAUACAAAUUAUUUAAUCGUUCACUGGCGGUACCCCCCAUUUUAUUCGUUAUCACACUCCUAUUCUCUUUCCCUCCAGCAUAGUCGACUUGCGCGAUAUAUACCUUCAGGUCAAUACCUUGCACAACUUCCAAAGUUCGCACCCCUUGGUGCGUACCGCCACUUUGGUUGAAUUGGCCUAACCCUCAUUCGCUUUUUUUUGUUUCGCAAAUGAAUCAAUUCGACGCGCAUGAUCCAGAAGAUAAUAGAAGAAGUUUCGAGACAAAGCGCCUAGGGGAUUCAUCGGCCAUUAAUCAUUGGACCUCGUUCCUCUUUAAACUCUAAAAGUUCAUUACAACCCGGCCAUCUUUUGAUCAUGGCAACAGUGGCUUCCACGUCGGUAAUGAACGACCAUGACCCCGAGAAGGAGCCUAGGUCAGACCAUAGCCCUUCCCGAUUUACUGCGGUGAAUGGGAAAGAGACCUUGAUUAGCGCGGGAUCUGCGCCCACGCCAGCUGCCAAUGGUUCCUCAGGCAAUGAGGAGCACCUCGAAUCAUCCGAUACCUUGAUACGAAAUGGUUUCGAUACACAUUCUCGCCUCGACGAACAAAUACAAGGAAACAGAAUCUCUGGGAGCAGUAAGACCUCAAAUGAGCAAGACAAUCGACACUCACAGCGGUCAUCCGGGAGCGAAUCGCCAGUCCUCACAAGCAAACGGAAGAGGUCAGAAUCCAGGGAACAAGAAGAGACGCAUAAUGCGCCUCGAAAGGCUCCUAAAAGCCCGGCCAUACGGCUGGAUGAUUCAAUAGACUCUCUACCUCAGGCAGCUACGUCGAGUGACGCUAGUAUGUCCCAUGUGGAAAGUGAUGUCAACAAGUCCUCAGAAAAUGGGGGUGGCACGUCAAGCACACCAUGGCACGAAUAUGAUUCUCAUCUAGUACAUCAGGCUCAGCGUGCACAACAAUUUGACGCUUCUGAUGCUCAAUUGGCAGAGGCACUCCAGCGCGAGGCCAAUGACAAUGAUCCAACUCAAAAAGAUUGGGAUAGUAAUUGUCCAGCAGAGGGACCUGCGCAAAGCGAGCAGCCAUCGUCGUUAACUGCUAUUCCUCAGGAACGGCCACAGGCAGCAGUGCAAGUUGCACCGAAGAGGAAACGCGUCUUUAGCAACCGAACUAAAACUGGCUGCAUGACUUGCCGAAGGAGGAAAAAAAAGUGUGACGAACAGCACCCUGCUUGCAAUAACUGUAUCAGGGGAGGAUUUCUCUGUGAGGGCUAUUCGUCUCGAAGCACUUGGCAAAAGCCUUCAAAUUCAAAGACACCGGUUCCUCUGCAAUCAAAGGAUGGCUAUCUGGAUGUCAAUACCCCCCCAUACGUGCACGAUAUAAGCCAACAGCAUGACCGGCAACAAACCUCGUCAGAACAACUUGACCCCGGGAAAAUAAGGCCCAUUGUUGUUAAUGAAAGCGACCGCACAACUACUCAAUUCAAUACAAGCCCCACGGGAACUGGCUCAGGUCGCGGGCCUUGGACAAAACGCACCUGGGGAAGCACAAGCCACCCCGCCUAUAUGUCGGAUCACGUUGCAAAAUCUGAUUAUCGCGAAGUUCCCCCGAUUCAUGAGUUAUCUCGGGAAACCCAUCAAAAGUCUGAUUUCCCAAUCGUUCCUUCAAUUAGGGAGCUUCCUCACGGAAGCCAUUCUAAGUCCGGGGGCGUGCCGCUUUUCCAGGGCGGAUUAGACCAACGUUCAGCACAUUCUGGUAAUAUGGACACCAAUAGCCCACGGGCUCAGGCCCGAAUGGCUCUCAACAUUGAGCAUCAGUUAUCUACUCGUACGGUAUCUGCUGAGGACACCGAAAAGGACAAGAUGAUACGUGGUGACCUCUACCGACCUUACGAUGUCCAUCUUGUGGAAGAGAGAGAUCGCUGUAAAACUGCCCUAUGGCGUUUUAACAAUGCCUGCAACCCUAUAUCCGGAUUAAGCACAAAGGAGCAAAGUCGGCUACUGAAGGAGGUGCUUGUUCCUCCGGGCUCGGUUACCAGUCCCCCUCCCAGUGUAGCCUCGUCUCGUUCCACGGGGUCGUUGGGACAAGGCGCUAUCGUCGAAGCACCUUUCUAUUGCCAUUACGGCUACAACGUGCAUAUUGGUGAGGAUGUCAUGAUAUCAGAAAACUGCUUGUUUGUCGACGAUAGCCCCAUCACCAUCGGAGCCCAUACAUGGAUUGGGCCCAGGGUUACCAUACUCACAUCAAUGGCUCAUGCAAAUAUGCAAGAACGCAAAGGCUCUCAAAGUCGAUAUCAAGGCCGUCCUGUUACGAUUGAGGAAGAUUGCUAUGUUGGCGCUGGCUGUACGAUUUACCCGGGUGUUCGGCUACGACGGGGGGCAUAUGUUGCUCCUGGAGAGGUGGUGAAGUCUGACAUCGUAGCCUACGGUUUUCAAGGUCUAAAACCAAGUUACAUGUGAUGUACUUAAAUUUUUGGGCGGUAUUUACGGGUCCGCUUCUGGUUGUAAAGAUGCAACCAUUGUUUAUUCUCCUAUCUCAUCGACCUUCAGCUUUUCUUAGCACAAGGCAUGCGGUAUUCCGUACUUCACAAAAUCCCAGUGCUCUUGUGUCAUGCCUUCCGGUGGGUUUCGUGGCGAAACCGGAUAAAGUAGCUCGGUAACUACCCAGAUAAGAGGGGCAGUGAUUCCUAUCACUUUGAGGUGUGGGUGAACAACGGGAGGCACUUAUUCGCCGAA
Aspergillus sclerotioniger CBS 115572 is the source of this 2735-nucleotide messenger RNA. Its product is annotated as acetyltransferase. The record is from RefSeq and is a predicted model, not a curated record. The transcript has 4 exons. The coding region runs from base 375 to 2459 and encodes 694 amino acids. Gene Ontology annotation, molecular function: acetyltransferase activity; DNA-binding transcription factor activity, RNA polymerase II-specific; zinc ion binding. NCBI's taxonomy places the organism in Eukaryota, Fungi, Ascomycota, Eurotiomycetes, Eurotiales, Aspergillaceae. Gene Ontology annotation, biological process: regulation of DNA-templated transcription.